This is a messenger RNA of Oryza brachyantha (malo sina), 1697 nucleotides long. RefSeq names its product switch-associated protein 70-like. Gene Ontology annotation, cellular component: trans-Golgi network; early endosome; recycling endosome. Lineage: Eukaryota; Viridiplantae; Streptophyta; Magnoliopsida; Poales; Poaceae. The transcript has 10 exons. Gene Ontology annotation, biological process: receptor recycling; endosome organization; retrograde transport, endosome to Golgi. The record is from RefSeq and is a predicted model, not a curated record. The coding region runs from base 85 to 1533 and encodes 482 amino acids.
UUUUGCGAAUCGGUCCCUCCAUUCCGUCGAAUUCGCGCGCGCGGGGGCAGCGCUCCCAACCUGUUCCCCUGAUCCGGCGCGGCCAUGGCGGUGAGCGGGAGGAGCACGAUGGUGGGAGAGAUGGAGAGCAGCUUGGAGAGGGUGAGGCGGCAGCUCUCCUCCACCUCCAGCCGCCACCUCCUUCAGGGCCCUCUCUUGAAGCGAUCCGACACACUAAGAAAAUGGAACGAGCGGUGGGUUAUACUCGAUCCUGCAACUGGAAAAAUGGAAUACAAGAUUCGUAGAAGUGAUGCAGCUGUCAAGGGAAUAAUAGUGUUUGAUUCAACAAGCACUGUAAUGUUGUCACCGACGAACUUUCAUGGACUGCCAAAAUAUGAGGGGUGCUGUUUCUAUAUUGGAACCCCACAGAAAAAAGAAUAUUUUCUUUGUGCAGAAACUCCCAGCGCUGCAAGAGCUUGGGUAUCCACUUUACAUGCAUCUCAGUUAGUGCUACAAGCUCACAAAGAAGCCGUGAAUUCAUUGGGUGGGAAUGGCCCUACCAAAUUGGGAAAAGUUGCUACAGUUGUGGCUGUGGCUAAUGCGACUGCAAUUGAAGCAACCAAAGAGGUAGAGGCAGCAAUGAAGAUAUCACUGCAGGCAGCUUUGGGGUCAACCACAAAUAAACUCAGUAAUGGUCAAUUAGAUGAUCUCACUUUAAUGAUGGAGACCCUUCGAGUUAAAGAUGAUGAACUGCACCAGCUAUUGCAAGAUAUUCGUGCACGCGAUGCAACCAUCAGAGAAAUCACAGAUAAAUUACAGGAGACUGCUUCUGCAGCUGAAACUGCUGCUUCUGCAGCUCAUUCAAUAGAUGAACAGAGAAGAUUUUUAUCUUCAGAACUCGAGCGCCUGAAACAAGAUCAGGAAAAACAAAUUGAACUGUCAUUGCUUCGGUUAAGGGAAUCAGAAGAAAAGGCAAAGCUUCUUUCUGAAGAGAGGGAUCAUUUACUCAAGGAAAGAGAUUCUGCUCUUCAAGAGGCUCAAAUGUGGCGUUCUGAACUAGGAAAAGCUAGAGGAAAUGCUGUAAUUUUAGAAGCAGCUGUUGUAAGAGCUGAAGAGAAAGUAAGAGUUUCAGCAGCAGAUGCCGACAUGCGAAUAAAGGAUGCUGUGAAUAGACUCGAGUCUGCCAUAAAAGAAAAGGAAGAACUCGUAGCUGUUGUGGAUGCUCUACAGUCGCAAAUACAAAGGCAAGACACUAGCACAAAACAAGUCUGCGAGGAGAGGUCGGAGCUGUGCUCUACUUCUUCAAAGCAUGUAGAGAUGGAAGGUGAUAAUGUGGAUAAAGCUUGCUUAAGUGAUACAGAUCCAAUACCCUUUACUGAGAACAUAGUUGAUUUGGAUGAUGAUGGAGUCGACAUCCCUACAAUCGGGGUCACAGAUUGGAAUACUCCUUCUGAAGCAUCUGAUGUAAGAGAAGUAACCACUGAAUCUGAAGAUAACAGUUUGGAUAUUCCUGUUGAUAGCCAACCAGUAUCUGAGAAUGCCUUCCACGGUUAAACUAGCUUGGUGCCAUUUUUAAUCCCGUUGGCCUGUACUAAACUUUUUGUUUUAGUUCAUUGAAACAUUCUUAUUCAAAGCUCACUAUGAGCUCAUGGACUUGAUGAGUUCUUUCGCAAUGCGUUCCUUGUAUCCAAGUGGAAUAAAAUAGUCGAAUUGUGGUU